AUGUCGAGGAAGGCAAUCUACCUACUCUCCCUUCCCAUUCUCAGCAACGUGAUCGUUGCCAGCCCAGAUGCGCGCGACACCAACAAUGACCUGCUCCCACACACAUUCGAGCCGCUCCCACUCGGCUCCAUCAAACCGCGGGGAUGGCUUCUGGACCAGCUCCAUCUGAUGGCAGACGGUCUCCCCGGCCACGAACAUGACUUCUAUCCCAUUGUGACAGACAGUCGCUGGCUCGGUGGGCACACAGACUACAACGAUCUCAACGAGGGGCUGCCAUACUGGUUCAACGGGCUGGUUCCUCUGGCGUACCUGACCGACGACCAGCGACUCAAGGACCAGGUCUGGGGUGUCGCGGAGCAUGUGCUGUCGCAUCAGCAGGAGGAUGGAUGGCUAGGCCCAGAGACAAGCCCAGAGACGCGUAAUUUCUGGGGCCGAUCGCCCAUGUUACUCGGUCUGAGCCAGUUGGCGGAAGCAGAGGCCGGGACAGAGCUGGAGGGCAGGAUUCUGGAUGCGAUGCAUCGGUUUGUGGAGUUGAUGCAUACCAUGCUGACAGAUGGGUAUAGAGGGUUUGUACAGCAGACUGACGAGGAUGUGGAUGAUCGGUGGGGACGCGCGCGAGCGGCGGAUCUGGUGCUGAGCUUGCAGUGGCUGUAUGAGCGUGAUCCGAGGGAUCGGGCUGGGCGGCUGAUGGAGUGUAUGCGCAUGCUGCAUGAGAAGGCGCUGGACUGGGCGGAGUGGUAUACGGAUGGCAUGUAUCUCAAAGACGACCUCGACGCGAUACCAAUCGAGAUAACAGAUCGGUAUGACCCGUUCGAGCACGGGGUUAACGUCGCCAUGGGAUUGAAGAGCGGAGCAGUGUACAGACGGUUCACGCGCGACGAGCAACUAGCUUCCAGCUCUCUGCGCGCCGUCAACUGGACUCUGAUGUACCAUGGCACCGCGACAGGAUCGAUCAUUGGCGACGAGCGAAUCUCGGGGCUGAGUCCCACACGCGGUGUCGAGCUCUGCACCGUCGUCGAGACAAUGUUCUCGCUGAGUUACCUCUACCAUGCUCUCGGGGAGAACUCCCUGGCUGAUCAGUGCGAGAUGGCCGCGUUCAAUGCCCUGCCGGUCAUGACUCUUCCGGACUGGUGGGCCCAUCAGUACGUGGCGCAGACGAACCAGCCCAUCUCUCACCGACUGGACCGUUCCCCGUUCCAGAAUGUCGAAGAAAUGGGCCAGACGUUUGGACUGGAGCCCAACUACCCCUGCUGCACUGUCAACCAUCCGCAGGGAUAUCCGAAAUUCGUCUCGGCGGCAUUUGCACGACACGGCGAGAACGGGAUCGCGCAUGCUCUCCUCGGCCCUAUGGAGGCCCAUACCUCGACGAGGAAUGGCGUGCAUGUAAGCAUCGUCUGCGAAACAAAGUAUCCGUUUGCCCAGCGUCUGGUGUACACGGUUGCUGCCGAUGGGCCAUUUGACUUCCUCGUUCGUAUUCCCGGCUGGUCCACAUCCACCGAGAUCCUGGUAAAUAACUCCCCAUUAUCUGGUGCCACACCGGAUACACGCACAGGAAUGGCCAGGAUCCGUCUCGAUGAGGGCACCACCGAGGUCGUUGUGAGUUUCUCCGCCGGAAUUCACGUUCACCACCGUGCAAAUGCCACCGUGUCCAUCUCGUACGGUAACAUUCUUUACGCCAUACCCGUGCCGUAUAGCAUGGACUCGCAGCCGGAUCGGAGCUAUCCGAACUUGCCCGACAAUGUGCGCGACUACGAGCUCCUGCCGACCGCUCCCUGGGCAUAUGCCAUUGACCCUGCCUCUGUGCGGUAUAAUGGCCUCAAUGGUGAGCUACCCAAUCCACUGUGGACGCUGGGGGCGCCUACAUCCGUCACGGCGAGGGUGUGCCAGAUUGCCUGGGACUUGGUGAAUGGAUACGCGUCUAACCCACCGGCGAAAGGUGACCGAGCAUGUCUGAGUGAACCCUACGAUAUUGAGCUCGUGCCGUAUGGAAGCGCGAAGUUGCAUAUGGCGGAGUUACCAGUGAUGGACUGA
Molecule: messenger RNA, 2031 nt
Organism: Aspergillus clavatus NRRL 1
Lineage: Eukaryota; Fungi; Ascomycota; Eurotiomycetes; Eurotiales; Aspergillaceae
Exons: 2
Coding region: 1-2031 (676 amino acids)
Biological process (GO): carbohydrate metabolic process
Source: RefSeq, a predicted model, not a curated record